Messenger RNA from Amblyraja radiata (thorny skate), 2087 nucleotides. It is a transcript of the gene nxph2a, whose product is annotated as neurexophilin 2a. The coding region runs from base 613 to 1419 and encodes 268 amino acids. Gene Ontology annotation, molecular function: signaling receptor binding. The transcript has 3 exons. Lineage: Eukaryota; Metazoa; Chordata; Chondrichthyes; Rajiformes; Rajidae. The record is from RefSeq and is a predicted model, not a curated record.
GGCGGGGACGCAGAAAUCGCGAGGAAACGGUGUGGAUCCCCAAACCGUGGCGAGUGUUCUUCCUUCUCUCCUUGAAACGGCGUGAAAUAGAAAGUCUCCAUCAGAUUAGGAGAUUCUACGGAAAUAUUUGCGGAGUUUCCUUUUGCUCUUUCGCGGAGUGAGGAAUACCAGACACCAGUCUGCUCAAUGGGCAGAUUUGUUAUAAACAACGAUCUCUCCUCUGCGCUCCCUCUCCCUCUUUGUAUUUGCAGCACCCUGCUCAUCUUUUGAGACGUCCCUUCUAGCGGGCUGCACCAGUACUUUCAGCACUUCCCAACAGGAAGAUUUGCUGGAAGACUUCGUCCGCCGAUCACCGCCCAUCGCUGAUUUAAGGUUGAUUUCCCCCCCUCAUUUUAUGCACAUAUUUCAUUUAUAUUUUAUGGGCGGGCUAGCAAAAUGCUGGCUAGGUCAGGUUAAACUGCAGGGGUCAUAAAUCAUUCGAUUCGAGCCGGGGCAAAGCGGGGCUUGAAGACUGGUGAAGGGAGCUGAAGGCUGGGUUCUCUUCUCCUGUCCCAACCCAUCCCCAACACUGGAUAUAUGUGAGAGGUGUCACUUCGUAGAGAACAAACCAGGAUGAGGUACUCGGUUCAUCCGCUCCUCCUUAUUCUGCUGCAAUGUCUUUUGCAUAGGAUUAAUUCUCAUGAGAGUCCUUUGGGAGGACGACUGGAAUUGUUGGAAUUACGACACAAAGCAGCUGGUCCAACAUUUGCUGAUAAUUUGGCUGCACCACAGAGAGUAAAUCCUUUGCGGCUGUUUGUGAAGGAGAUCCCGAAGGCAAAACAGGAUAUCACUGAUAACCCACGGAUAAAAAUUUCCGAUGACUUGUGGACAUGGUUAAAUAACCUAACAGAUCCUCGGGAAUCUCAUUCACGGACCAAACGCAGACCCAUUGUUAAAACAGGAAAGUUCAAGAAAAUGUUUGGGUGGGGUGACUUCCAUUCCAACAUCAAGACUGUGAAAUUGAAUCUUCUCAUUACUGGGAAGAUAGUCGACCAUGGGAAUGGGACUUUUAGUGUGUACUUCAGACACAACUCGACUGGUCUUGGCAAUGUAUCUGUAAGCCUCGUUCCACCAUCCAAGGUUGUGGAAUUUGACUUCUCUCAGCAGUCGACGCUGGAGACCAAGGAGUCCAAGACGUUCAACUGUCGAAUUGAGUACGAGAAAACAGACAGAGCUAAGAAGACCGCGCUGUGUAAUUAUGAUCCUUCAAAGAUAUGUUAUCAGGAGCAGACCCAAAGUCAUGUGUCAUGGUUAUGCUCCAAACCAUUCAAGGUUAUAUGCAUAUAUAUUGCUUUCUACAGUGUAGAUUAUAAACUUGUGCAAAAGGUUUGUCCUGACUACAAUUAUCACAGUGAAACUCCUUAUUAUUCAUCUGGUUAACAAAAUAGCCAUGGCAUGAUAGGUGAAGACUGCCAUUCUGUAUGUAACUUAUUUAUACAUAGUCAAUGUCAUGGGUUAAUAAUGAUAGUAACUGUUUAAGACAGGCACAUCUGGGAUAGCGCAGCUGCUACCUCAAAGGGAGCAUCUGAGAAUGUAAUUGCAUGAUAAGCAUUUGUAAAACGAAGAGUCCGUUCUGAACAGUCCUCAGAGCUAGAAGAAAAAUAAUAUAAAAUGCAGAAAUAAAACUGUCUCUGAAACAUUAGCCUAAGGCUGAACUGCAUAUUUAUAUUCCGAUUGCAGCUCCCUGUGAUGAGAAUGAAUAUGUUUCUAAAUGUUAAAUCUGCACAUUAAUUCAUAAUCAAAGUUCUUAUAGGGAAUUUUCUUUGUGGGGGGUGGAGGAAUAAAAACAAGUAUUGCAAAGUAGGUUCAUCAACUAGCCAAAACAUAAUAUAGGAUUGUAAAAAUUGGUUAAACACAUUUUAAUGUAUGAAUAUAGUGUGUUUUGGAAAUGUGGUCCUGUAAAACUGCUUCUUUAUAAAAGGCUGUGUAUGUGUCAAUAAAGUAUAAAUACCGAGAAUAAAGUAGAAGACACAAAGAAUGCAACAUAGAAACUGAAUACAUGAUCCUCCCUUUGUUGUGCAAACCUUCAAUAAAACAUCACAGAAACA